CCCCCCACCCGCCGGUACCGGCGUGCUGAGUCCCGAACCCUCCCGGAACCACCCCCGGAACCACCCCCGAACCCUCCCGGUACCGGCUCGGGAUGGCCGUGACCUGAGCCCGGUGCGAUGGAGCGGCCCCGGUACCGGGAGGCGGCGCCCGGGGGCAGCGGGCCCGGGGGAGGCUCCAGCGCCGCCUGGAACGGGACCUGCGGCCGCCCCCACAACGGCACCGGCACCGGCACCGGCACGGCGGGGAGCGAGGACGAGAGCGGAGAGCGCGACACUCCUGUCCCCGGUCCCGGGGGUGUCCCCAACACCGAGAGUGUCCCCAGAACUGGGAGUGUCCCCAACCCCGGGACUGUCCCCGGUCCCUGGAGUGUCCCCAGCCCUGAGCGUGUCCCCAACUCCAGGAAUGUCCUCAGCUCCAGGAGUGUCCCCAAGACCGGGACUGUCCCCAGCCCUGAGCGUGUCCCCAACACCAAGAGUGUCCCCAACUCUGAGUGUGUCCCCAAACCUGACACCCCCAGGAGUGUCCCCAGCCCUGGCAGUGUCCCCACCCCUCAGGAUGUCCCCAACCCCGAGGAUGUCCCCACCCCUCAGGAUGUCCCCAACCCCAGGACUGUCCCCAGACUGUCCCCAGCCCCAGGACUGUCCCCAACCCCGAGGAUGUCCCCACCCCCAGGAUGUCCCCAACCCCGAGGAUGUCCCCAACCCCAGGAUGUCCCCAGCCCCAGGACUGUCCCCUCCCCCGGGGCUCACUGCGGCUGCCGCUGCCCCCCGGCCGCUCCCCCGAGCCCCUCCCGGGACCUCCCGUGCGGCCUCGGCUGCCGCCACCGCCGACCCCCGGAGGACCCCGGCGACCCCCGGCGCCAGCGCCGCGGCGACCCCGGCGACACCACCGCGAGGGGACAGCGGGGGUCCCUGCGGGUGGCCCGGGCGGGGGCCGCGCUCUGCCUGCGCCUCCUCGGGGCUCUCCUGGCGCUGCUCUUCCUCCUCCUCCUCCUCCUCCGCUCCUUCAUCCGCGGCGCCUGCGCGGGGCUCCGCCGCUCCCGGGAGCUGCUGGGCGAGCGGUUCCGCCGGCGGCCGAGCCGCGGUGGUGGCAGCGGCGAGGAGGAGGUGACACGUUUGGUGACAAUGGCCGAGGUGGCCGAGGAGGAGCUGGACCCGUUCCGGGUGCUCGGCGUGGAGCCCACGGCCACGGACACCGAGCUGCGGCGGGCGUACCGGAGGCUGGCAGUGCUGGUGCACCCCGAUAAAAGCCGCGACCCCCGGGCGGAGGCGGCGUUCAAGGUGCUGCGGGCGGGCUGGGAACGCGUGAGCAGCCCCGAGAGGCGGCGCGAGUACCAGGCGAAGCAGCUGGCGCAGGGGGAGCUGGCGCGGGCGCUGGGCGCGUUCCUGGGCCGGCUGCAGGAGGAGCUCAGGGACGCCAUGGACGCCAUGGGCUGCACCCGCUGCGGGGGGCGCCACAGGCGGUUCCAGCUGGACAGGGACCCGCGCGGUGGCCGCUGGUGUGGCCCGUGCGGGGGGUGGCACGCGGCCGAAGAGGGUGACCUGUGGGCAGAGUCCAGCCUACUGGGCCUCAAGGUCACCUACCUGGCCCGCAUGGACGGCCACAUCUACGAUGUCACCGAGUGGGCGGGCUGCCAGCGCGUGGCCAUCUCCCCGGACAGCCACCGUGUCCCCUACCACCUGUCCUUCGGCGCCAGGACGGCCACGCCGGCCGGACGCCAGCGGGCCCCCCCCAAGGGCAGCCCCCCGUCCCCCGCUGACCUCCAGGAUUUCCUGGCCCGCGUUUUCCAGGGAAAUCCGGGCCCGGAGGCCGGGGGGGCUUUCCCCGCCCCCCCCGGGGCUUCGGGACCCCCCCAGGGACCCCCCCAGCCCCAGGGGGGCCCCCCCAGGGGGGACACGAAGCACAAGAGGAGGAAGAAGGGGCGGCGGCCGCUGCCGCGCUGAGGAGA
This is a messenger RNA of Camarhynchus parvulus, 1949 nucleotides long. It is a transcript of the gene DNAJC14, whose product is annotated as DnaJ heat shock protein family (Hsp40) member C14. The transcript has 8 exons. Lineage: Eukaryota; Metazoa; Chordata; Aves; Passeriformes; Thraupidae. The record is from RefSeq and is a predicted model, not a curated record. Gene Ontology annotation, molecular function: dopamine receptor binding. Bases 118 to 1944 code for a protein of 608 amino acids.